This is a messenger RNA of Bipolaris oryzae ATCC 44560, 2250 nucleotides long. RefSeq lists its product as uncharacterized. The record is from RefSeq and is a predicted model, not a curated record. The transcript has 2 exons. Lineage: Eukaryota; Fungi; Ascomycota; Dothideomycetes; Pleosporales; Pleosporaceae. Bases 1 to 2250 code for a protein of 749 amino acids.
AUGGCUGACCAUGAUGCCUCGUGGCAUGACUCACAAUCAGGACAUCCCAAGGCCCACCCUUCUACUGGAUCGAGAAGAUCACUGUUUCGAGGCAAGAAAGGAAAAAGACUAAGCGAAACUGGAGUCGUUGGUGGUGAUGAUUAUGAGGGAGAUGCCAGUGAAAGGCGAACGUCGCUACUACGAAAAGCUAGAAGAAGCGGCAAUCAGCCUGAAGACAGUGGAAGCCUGAUCAGCCGCAUCUCCAGUCCAUUUGACUUUCAACAUCUCUCACAUACCGAUCGACAUCAAUUCGCUGCUCUUGAGCACACUGCCAAUGAAAAACUAGGUCCCGGAUCUUUUCCGGGACGAACCUCGCAACCCUAUCAGCAAAGCUCUACGCCAACCAACGAUUCCUUCUUCAGCAACUUCUCUUCGGAAAACCUCAAUGCUGAAAACAGGUCGUCAGUGACAUUGAGCAUCGGCUCACCGCCUGAUAGCCCUCAAGCAACCUUUGCUGCUGACAAUGCUCCGCAGUUCUCAAACUCGCGACGACCACUCCGACUAGCCAGGUCGAUAGAAAGCUUCUCCCAGCCUGGUGUCAGCCCUCGCAAAUACAGUCUCACGACGUCGCCUGUGCCAACAACCCGCAUCCCCCUAGACCCCACCUCUGAAGACAAGAUAUCUGCCGCGCGCAGACUGUCUCGACACAAGCGAGAGUCUGGUAUCUGGGAUUCUUUCUCCUUAUCUGCUGGAACCACUCCGGAUCUUCCAGAGAUUGAAGAAGAUACAUCCUACUUUGGCCAUGCUUUGACAACACCCGACGAUUCUGCUAUUCAUGCAGCCACGCCCCCAUUUAGCCCUAGUCUUGCCGACGUUGCUGAGGAACCAGAGCGCUUUGUUAGCCCAAGACCUGCACCACAACCACCUCUGAGAACACCAAGCUCACCAAAAUCGUCGUAUUUCGGAUCAUUCUCCUUCCAGAACCAACAGUCGCCUCCGAGCAACAGGACGAACCCUCGAGCACAAUUCGAUGUCUCGCCCAGAGCAGAGCCUUCUCAUUCGCGAUCCUCGUCACAGCAGUCCGACACCUUGGGCUCUGCUAAUUUCGCCCGCAGAAGGUCCGUUCGAAGGCCCUCUCACCGUCGUCAAUCCAACACGUGGCGCGCAAUUGAGGAGUCAUGGGAAGAAGACGUUGAUUACAUCUACGAUAAUGCACUGGAAGCUGAAUGCGACUUGGAGUGGGAUCGUGCAUCUGACCAUGGUGCGGACGACGUACAAAUCCCAGCUAUUGCAUACGCACACAACAAUCGCGAAUCUCGAGUAAUUCCUAUCGACCGCGAGAACCGUCUACAUGUCAACUUCCGCUCUUCCUUGCUUGUCCCUAGCACAAACAGUGUACCAGAGCUUGACCCUGCUUCUGCCAUAUCUACUUCCACACUCGGCACAGGACUGCCUACCACGCCAUCUGAUCUCUACAGCGCCAAUCACUACGGUCACGAGACUGGCUUCAUAAGUCCCUCUCUGUUGGUGCCUCAGGAGUAUAAGGAUACUCGGGACGUGACCUAUGAGGAUCUCCUAGACGAAUACGCUGGAUCAGACCGUCACUUCCCAAUGCUUGACAACGGCCGGAGCACUACCAGUUCCGCGCGCAGCAGCCACGUCCGGCUCAGCAGGCGAAGCUCGUAUGAUAGCAGCCUGAUGUCUUCCAUUCAAGGCUCUGGUCUCUGGAGCUCACCCGUUCGGCGCUCAGCAAGCUCCGCAGGAAGUGUACCCGAACUGGUGCCUUCUCGCCGUAACCGAAAGGAACUUGGUUUUAGUCUGGUUGGGGAUCAACUCUCUGAUCAGAUUGCGUCUCUGCGUGAAGAUAACGAGGACGAUGAUAUCACCCCGCCAGGACAUGCCUUUGAAGGACGGACCUUUUUCGCUUCAGACGAUGAAGCGCCACACAAUGAGAAACGAUCCUCGAACCGCAUCGAGACCGACGUUAAGACGUCUCUGGACCUCGCCCGCCGUGGCUCGCAGCGUGCUAACCACUUGACGGCCGAUGAAGAGCUGGAGGCAUCGCUCGACGUUGCUCGUCAGGACUCACUGCGCUCCAAGCGCCCCUCUGGGCGCACACACAAAUCAGUCCUUUCUGAUGGCGCAGCCAAACUUCUCGCUACUUCCAAUGUCGAGGAAAAGCCAACAAAGCCACGAAGCCGUGCAGCGACUACAUCCCAACCCCGCUCGCCUAUGCUCAGGCUUUUUCCCCAACCACCACGACCCGUAUAA